This is a messenger RNA of Eptesicus fuscus (big brown bat), 1590 nucleotides long. RefSeq names its product GC vitamin D binding protein (gene GC). Gene Ontology annotation, cellular component: cytoplasm; blood microparticle. The record is from RefSeq and is a predicted model, not a curated record. Bases 1 to 1590 code for a protein of 529 amino acids. Gene Ontology annotation, molecular function: vitamin transmembrane transporter activity; vitamin D binding. Gene Ontology annotation, biological process: vitamin transport. The transcript is spliced from 13 exons. Lineage: Eukaryota; Metazoa; Chordata; Mammalia; Chiroptera; Vespertilionidae.
AUGGCGCAACAGCUCCCUCUGCAGGCUGCUUUUGGUUCCUCAGACACAGGGAAGGAAGAAGCCAGCAGGAGAGGCCGAGAAUAUGAGAAAGAUAAAGUCUGCAAUGAAUUAACCAAUCUCGGAAAAGAUGACUUCACAUCUUUAUCAAUGGUCCUCUACAGCAGGAAAUUUCCCAGUGGAACUUUUGAACAGGUCAGUCAUCUUGUGAAGGAAGUUGUCUCCCUGACAGAAGCCUGCUGUGCUGAAGAGGCUGACCCUGACUGCUAUGACAACAGGACGUCAGCAUUGUCUGCUAAGUCCUGUGACAGUGACUCCCCAUUCCCAGUGCACCCAGGGACUGCUGAGUGCUGUACCAAAGAGGGCCUAGAAAGGAAACUCUGUAUGGCUGCCCUGAAGCACCAGCCACAGGAAUUUCCUACCUACGUAGAGCCAAGUAAUGAUGAAAUCUGUGAAGCAUUCAGGAAAGAUCCCAAGGAAUUUGCUAACCAGUUUAUGUAUGAAUAUUCCAUUAAUUAUGGACAAGCUCCUCUGCCACUGUUAGUCAGUUAUACCAAGAGUUAUCUCUCUAUGGUAGGGUCCUGCUGUACCUCAUCAAGCCCCACUGUAUGCUUUUUGAAAGAGAGACUCCAGAUUAAACAUUUAUCGCUUCUCACCAUUAUGUCAAAUAGAAUCUGUUCACAAUAUGCUGCUUAUGGGAAGGAGAAAUCAAGGCUCAGCCAUCUCAUAAAAUUAGCCCAAAAAGCACCUACUGCUAAUCUGGAGGAUGUUUUGCCACUCGCUGAAGAUGUUACCACAAUCCUCUCCAAGUGCUGUGGGUCUACCUCUGAGGACUGCAUGGCCAAGGAGCUGCCUGAACACACAGUAAAAAUCUGUGACAACUUAUCCACAAAGAAUGAUAAGUUUAGGGACUGUUGUCAAGAAAGAACACCCAUGGACAUAUUCAUGUGUGUCUACUUCACGCCAGCUACUCAGCCACCAGAGCUGCCAGAAGUUGAAUUGCCCACAAGUAAAGAUGUGUGUGGCAAGGGAAACACCAAAGCCAUGGACAGGUAUACAUUUGAACUGUCUAGGAGAACUGAUGUUCCAGAAGUGUUUCUCAGUAAAAUACUUGAGCCAACCUUCAAAAGCCUGGAAGAAUGCUGUGACUCUAAAGAUCCUGCUGUCUGUUUUAAUGCUAAGGUUCCACAACUGAAGGAGGAACUGUCUUCUUUCAUUGACAAGGGACAAGAACUAUGUGCAGAUUAUUCGGAAAACACCUUUACUGAGUACAAGAAAAAACUGACAGAGCGAUUGAGAGCAAAACUGCUAGAUGCCCCAGACACAGAACUGGAAGAACUGGUUGACAAGCGCUCAGAUUUUGCCUCCAAGUGCUGUUCCAUCAACUCCCCUCCCCUCUACUGUGACUCUGAGUAUCCUUUGUGGACUCCUCCCCUGUUACUCAUUCCUUGCUCAUCGGUGUUCUUAAAGGUUCUGCAUGAUGGCAUUUUCUGUUCACACUCUUCUAAGCUUCCCGAUGACAUUGAUUACCAUCUUCAUGCUGAUGGCUUCCAACUAGAUGUCUUCAGCCCGGAUUUCUUUCUCACUUUUUAG